GUGGUGAGGCUGCUUUGAUUGGUGCUGGUGCUUCCGUGAUAGGUAUAGGCAAUGACUCAGCUGGAAGUUUACGAAUGCCAGGUUUAUUUUGUGGCAUUUACAGUCACAAGCCUACUGUUGGUUUGGUUUCCCCUCAUGGACAAUUUGCGUGCAUUGAAAAUGUCACAACAAUUGGACCAAUGUGUAGGUAUGCGGAAGAUCUAAUGCUUCUACUGCAAGUAUUAUCAAUGGAUAAGAACAAAGCCAUCAAAGAUUGCGCCGUUAAGUUUUCAAAGCUGAAAAUUUAUUACACAUUGUCAAUGUGUUCUAAGGCCAGCCCUUCACUGGAUGGUGAGCUUAAAGAUGCUUUUCUAAAG
This is a messenger RNA of Parasteatoda tepidariorum (common house spider), 356 nucleotides long. Its product is annotated as fatty-acid amide hydrolase 2-B-like. Gene Ontology annotation, cellular component: endomembrane system. The record is from RefSeq and is a predicted model, not a curated record. Lineage: Eukaryota; Metazoa; Arthropoda; Arachnida; Araneae; Theridiidae.